Messenger RNA from Oncorhynchus tshawytscha (Chinook salmon), 620 nucleotides. Its product is annotated as coiled-coil domain-containing protein 77-like. Gene Ontology annotation, cellular component: centrosome. Bases 1 to 486 code for a protein of 161 amino acids. The record is from RefSeq and is a predicted model, not a curated record. The transcript is spliced from 4 exons. Lineage: Eukaryota; Metazoa; Chordata; Actinopteri; Salmoniformes; Salmonidae.
AUGCCUACCUGUGGAGGUGCUGCCGGCUCAGAUGGAGGAGCAGACAGGCUGGAGGGGACCCAGAACUUGACGGAUGAGAGCUCCAGGGACUUCCUAAAGCUGAAGUUUGAGACGCAGGCCCGCGAGAUGGUGGAGAAGGACCGGCUGCUGCGGGAGCUGGACACGAACCAGGACCGACUGAGGGAGGCCAGAGACAGCCACGGGAGGGAGCCACCAGGAUCCAGAGGACCCAGUAGCGUGGCCCAGCCUGACACCCAGCACGUCCAAAGGGAAGAGCUCCGGGACCGGUCUGACAAGAUGGCAAAGCGUCUUCAGAUGAUGACCCAGCGGUACGAGGCCCUGAAGAAGAGGGCGGCCAUGGAGGUGGAGCGCUUCAAGAGCGACAUCAAACAUCUCAAACAGAAACUCAAAGACGUGGAGAAACAGCUCUUCAAGGUGCAGUGGAACAAUUAUCUUUCAGCCUCAGAGCAGCAUGACUGGUUCUGAUUCUGGAUAGCUGUAUAACGUCUGUCGUGGGUGGAAGAAGAGGAGGACCAAUGCGCAGCGUGGUAAGUGUCCAUAUUCUUUAAUGAAGUAAUUGAACACUGAAACAAUAAAUAAAACAACAAAACGAACAGUCC